UUCUGUGGGUAACAGAAGGAAAAGGUGUCGUUAAAAACCACUUUGAUGUCUCUCUAUACUUCAGUUUUGCCCUUGCCGUGACCAACAGGUCUGUGAACCUCACCGAAGGUUUCCCCUAUAUCAGCCUCUGUGGAUCUUACCCCCCUCAGAGUUGCAUCUUCAGCCAGCUGCUGAACAUGGGAGCUGCUAUGGCCGCCUGGAUCUGCAUUAUCCGUUACCACCAGCUCCGGGACUGGGGAGUCGGAAAAUGGUUUAACCGGCUGAUCCUGUGGACGGGGCUUCUGUGUGCCCUGGGCACCUCCGUGGUGGGCAAUUUCCAGUACCAUAGGCAAAAGAACCAGCUGCCAACGCACCUGAUAGGGGCCUUCUUUGCCUUAUUCGUGGGCAACCUCUACUUCUGGCUGCAGCUUUUUCUCUUCUGGAGGAUGAGGAGCCUGCCCCAGCCUGGGGCCCCCUGGAUCGGACCGCUCCGCCUGGGCCUCUGCAGCCUCUGCACCAUCCUCAUGGUGGCCAUGGUCAUCCUCCAUUCCUGGCCGUUGCGCUCGGCCUCUGCUGCGUGUGAGUGGGCCAUCGCCACACUGCUGUUCACGCUCUUCGGCCUGUUUGCUGUGGAUUUUUCCUGCCUGGACAGCUGCACCCUAUGUCUCCAGCCGGGCCCCAGCCUCAGCCCCCCGCCGGCCUCCCCCAUCUCCCUGCAGAUCCCCCUGUGAAUGGCAGUCCGGGCGGUGUGGUCUGGCCCUGGUGCUGUUGUCAGGGCCAUCCAGGAAGUGAGAGGCCAAGGCCAGCCAGCCAUCCCUGCUCAAGGCUAUUUAUUAUUAUUAUUAUUAAUUU
This is a messenger RNA of Leptonychotes weddellii (Weddell seal), 831 nucleotides long. Lineage: Eukaryota; Metazoa; Chordata; Mammalia; Carnivora; Phocidae. The record is from RefSeq and is a predicted model, not a curated record.